AUGGCGACGGCCAACCCCCCGCCGUACUCCAUCACUGCAGAUGAUAAACGAGGGCUUCUUGUCGUGACGGGUGCAGUGGUACUCGCAUAUGUCUGGACAUGCUUUCUCAUUCGGCUAUGGCUACGACAACAAACGAGAGAAUGGCGAGCGGACGACUGGGCACUUGCAAUCGCCACGUGCCUCGAUACGGCCCAGUCUGCUGUCAUAUUCCACCUCGUUAAUCUUGGAUUGGGGGUCUCACUACAAGACUUGCCACAAUCACAACUGGAUCAGGUUGGAAAGGAAGGUUUUGUGUCACAACUACUGUACAUCUACGUUCUUUACGUAUCAAAACUCUCCGUGUUGCUUCUAUAUCUGCGUCUCUCGCCUGGAGGUGCAAAUCGCAUCGCAUCAUGGAGUCUAAUUGUAGCCUCGAGUACAUGGGCAUUGCUAUCCACAAUUCUCAUUGCAACACCAUGCAACCCUUUACAGGCUUUUCAACAAGACACAAUAUGUACAAAUAGGUGGCCCAAAUGGCAAGCCAUCGGCGCCCUCGACAUUGUCACUGAAAUCUUCAUCUUCGCAAUUGCCUUCCAACUAGUCUGGAGUCUCCAAAUGCGCACGAAAGCCAAACUUCUCGUCAUCUUCGCCUUUUCCGCUCGACUCCCCGUCAUAGGCAUCGCAGCUACACGGCUCUACUACCUCUGGCAACGACUCACAGGCCCCAGUUAUACCUUUGAAUAUGUAGUCGCCACGCAGUGGCAAAUGGGCUAUGCAAUCAUGUCCUCGACCAUCACCGGUAUAGGACCCUUUCUUCGCCCUUUCAAUAAGGAAUACACGACCAGUGACUACAAGCAUUCCGCCUACGGCCACAACUCUCAGCGCUCCACUCAACCCGCCAUUUCGACCAAAGAGGAUUCUACCGCCCUUCGCCCCCGCGCUUCAUGGCGCUCGCAAAGCUAUCUAAUGGACAAUCUGCCUUCACGAAACGGGAAUAAAACUCCAGAAUACUCCCCAGAAUCACUCGGUCCCACUGUGCGUCCAACCGAUUCCUCCUCCCACGCCUCCGACGAUUCAAGAUCUACAAUCUCCGAACCAGCGCAGGCUUCGCCAACUUCUCAAGUGCCCAUUAUGCUCACCGCAGACGAGGAGUUUCGUCCUGCAGACCACUUUCGCCGACACGAGGCAGAGGUCUGGGUCGGGAAUCGGAGUCUGAGCUUUGGCCCUGGGCAUGAUCUGCAGCGCAGUAGGUCGGAGAGAAUGGUGGUCAAUAAGCGGACGGAGUUCAAGGUUGAGGUUGAUCAGGCGAGUCGGGUCUCGUAG
Messenger RNA from Plenodomus lingam JN3, 1302 nucleotides. RefSeq lists its product as uncharacterized. The record is from RefSeq and is a predicted model, not a curated record. Lineage: Eukaryota; Fungi; Ascomycota; Dothideomycetes; Pleosporales; Leptosphaeriaceae.